AUGACGUCAUUUUCGCAUCCGACCUUGUCAACAUUUAAUAAAGGUUCACGCAUGUCGUAUCGAGGUAUGUCACUGAUGGAAUUUGUAUUAGUUACAGGAAACUUUCCUACUCAUGGGCACUAUAUAGUGAAUUCACUGUUGAGAGAAGGGCUAAUACAUCGGGAGUCAGAGACAUCUUCGAAUGCGACUAAGGCAAAUACUGAGAUGGCGACCAUCCCUCCGAAUGCAAUCUUUGGGAACACCAUCUCAUUCUCUGUACCAAAACCACCUAUAUGUGACAUCGACGCAUUACUCAAUUGGGAAAAGGAAAUCGUCAGGUAUCUCGUACGAAACGGGAUCAACACCGCCGAGGCAGCUUACGAGUUACUCCAACUCAUAGUACCAAUCGAGUAUCCCAGUACUCUAACAUUCGAAGGUUCGACAGAGGACAUACUCAGACGGUACGUACACGCCCAGACAAUGAAAACAAGUUAUUAUUCACAAGCGAGUCCAGCGCAGGGGGCUUUUACAACAAUACGGAGAUACUACAACGCGGUGGAGAGAUGGACACGACGUUAUCGGAACAACAUCCGCGACGACCCAAUGGCUUGUAGCAGAUUUCGAGAGGUAUUUUUAGCAGGAAUCGCGCCAAUGACCCAGUUCAAGCUACAGGAAAAGGAAAUGAAGCUGGAGGACGUAGAGUCGGUUCUGGCGUAUCUACUUCAGUGGGACGAGGGCGCAUUAUGUGUACUGCACAGAACGCUCAAGCACGACGAUUAUGGGGACAUACCGACAGAAAGAAGUCAGGAUCCAGAGAGUGAGGCAAAGCAAAGCCGCACAUCAAGGACGACGAACAGGCCACGUUUCAAUCAGAAUGAGAGCACAAAACCCAGCAAACCAAAACAGUAUUGCGACUACCACAAGUCCACUACACACAGCACCGCUGACUGUCGUGCACAACAACAACACGGCGAUGCAUCCAAGAGGCGCAAGCGGCAAUAG
This is a messenger RNA of Nematocida homosporus, 981 nucleotides long. RefSeq lists its product as uncharacterized. The transcript has a single exon. The record is from RefSeq and is a predicted model, not a curated record. Lineage: Eukaryota; Fungi; Microsporidia. The coding region runs from base 1 to 981 and encodes 326 amino acids.